AUGGAACAGCAACGGGGUUAUCUGGAGAGCUCAGCGGACGAAUGGAAAGUGAAGUAUGAGCGCCAGAAAGAAAUCGCAAAAGAAUAUCUGAAGAUGGCAGAUGAUAGAACAAUGGAAGGUCAUCUCGCCAUCAGUGACCUCAACGAAAGUAUGUCCGAGGAAUCAGCGGAAAGGUCACGACACUUGGCGGAAUUGAAGGACGAGUGUGACCAGUUGCGCCAAAAGGUUACCGAAGCAGAAGCUAAACGGGAUGAAUACGCCGCCAACCUUGCAGAGGUUACACAACGGUUGACAAAGCUGGCAACGGAGACGUUUAAGCUCGGGAACGAUCUGAAGCUGCGAGAGGAAGGUAUCAGUACUCUGCAACAUGAGUCAAAAGGUCAUCAGAAACGUGCGGAUGAAGCAGAAAAACUACGUGAUGACGCAAUCAAGGCGAUGCGUGAGGCGAGAGACAUUACAGCCACUGAAGGAGAACGCCUGAAAGAAGAAAUUAAAAAGGCCAACCAGGAGAAUGAAAAGGUCACGGGAGACAUUCAAAAGGUCACUAAGGACGGACUCAAAUGGCAAAAAGAAGCACGACGACUGGAUAUAAUGGUCACGUCAUUGGAAAUGAAAGACAAAGAAAAGAGCCAAGAAAUCACGAAGCUGAAUGCUGAACUACUCGAGAUGACCACUACAGCACUGGCGAAAGAUGUUGAGUUGAUUGCAAUCAAGAAUCAACUGAGAUCAGCCGCCGGAGAAUACCAGAAACUUGAAGGAGAUGUGAAACAGUUGACCGAACAUAUUAACAAGGCGCAAGAAGAAACCGAAAGGGUUGUACAAAAGGAAACUUUCAAGUGGCAAGACCAUACGCGAAAGGUCAAGCUGGAGAAUACGGAGUUGAAGUUAGAGCGUGAUGACCUCCAUUUGAAAGUUAGACGCCUCGAGGACAAAAACAAGGCACUCCAGAUGUCUAACAAGCAUAAGGACGAGCCACUCCUGCAGCAUGGAGUCAAAACAGCAAAGGUGGAAUCACCUCCGCCCAGUUACAGCAAGGCGCAUGAAACGGGCAAAAGCCUCCAUUUCGAGAUGCCGCUACGAACCGGUACUGGCAAAGGAAACGCAGUCAAGACGGAAAAAGAUGGAGAAAAGGUCAUCGAUGAUCGGACAUCAGAAGCCAGCGCGGUAAAGGGCCCAGCCAAAACUUGGUUUGAGGGAGAAAUGGACAUCGCAUCGGAAGACGGAAUCGAAUAUUCGAUAACCGAAUGGAUGGAUAAAUUCAAAGAUAAAUACGGCGACCGAGACGAAGAAGUCUUAGGCUUACUUGAGGCCUACGCAAGGAAGUUCGAACUGGGAAAAGAAUCGCUCGACCAGUAUUACCAGGCGAUGAUGCGCUUUAAUGCAAAGAGAAUCAUCACUGAAAAGCAAGCAGUCAGGUUCCUUAUUGAAGGAUGUAGAGUGGACAAUGACCUUUACAAGGCAUUACGGGCACAAAAGUGCAAAACGCCAACCGACGUGAAAGACUUUUUCCGACAUUGGGCAACGGGAGAAGAAAAAUACAAGGCACCAAAAGGUCAACGUAACCAGGAAUACGUAACCAUCCGUCAAGGUCAGGUCGAACCGGUGCCACAGCAACGAGGCGCAGCCGCACCGGUUCAGCAGCAAACGGAAUAUCGCGCGGAAACUCCGGUCAGAGAGGUCACAGAAAGAGUGACCUCUAUUGACAGUCAGACGGGACAGCCGAUGACGUAUGCGAUGGUGGCUGCUAUACAAGCGGCGGCUCAAGUGAGGCCAGUAGCCCAGAAUGUGGCUCCCCAGAAUGUAGCCCCGCUGCCACCUCAGAAUAUGCCUCCCUCGAAUAUGGGGUUACCGCAACAAGGGAAUGGCAACGGUUGCGCAACACGGGUGGUUGGCACCAAGCAGUCGCAAACGGAUACGACCUCAUCGCCCAAUGGUUUCAGCACAGGGCAAACUUCCAAAACCAGCAAGGAAACGGAAAUAGUGCUGGCCAGAACAACGGCGGCUACGGCCGAGGUGGCUACGGCCGCGGCGGCUUCAGAGAAAGGGGCAGAGGCUAUGGCCGCGGGAAUUAUGGCGGUAACCGAGGCGGCGGAAAUGGUGGCGGCCAAGGUAACUACUACAACAAUGGUGGUGGUGGUGGCGCCCAGAACAAUGGAGGCGGCCAAAACAAUGGCGGACAGCAGCAAGGAAAUGUACAAGGCGCACAACAAGGAGGUGCGCCGGUUCAGAGAAACGGGCAAGAACAAAGAUUCAGGUGUAAAUGACCUUUCCGAACAAGAAGACAUGUUAGACUUGGAUGAAGACGACAAAGUCGAUGAGGAAAAGGAACAAGAUAUAAAAGUUAGAAGAGUUAAAAUUCAGCGAACGGGACUGGAUAAAGAUGUGAUUAGAGUUUACAGCGACCAGCGAAUCAAGCUCAAACUGUCAAUUUGCACACGCGUAAAGGUCAAGAUGGGAAGAUAUGCACCUGCCUCAACGAAACUGAUGUUCACACCCGUCUGCAAGCUGAGACUGAUGUACAGCCAUUAACAGGAGUGACAGAACACCGAGGAAAGCACUUUG
Messenger RNA from Paramacrobiotus metropolitanus, 2562 nucleotides. RefSeq lists its product as uncharacterized. The record is from RefSeq and is a predicted model, not a curated record. NCBI's taxonomy places the organism in Eukaryota, Metazoa, Tardigrada, Eutardigrada, Parachela, Macrobiotidae. The transcript has 4 exons. Bases 1 to 2529 code for a protein of 842 amino acids.